CCCGCUUUCUCAUCAUCCAAUUACUCACCUGAGCUGAUUUCUCUUAUUUUUUAUUUGUUUUAUCCUCAGAAAAAGAACACUACGGAGAUGUCUUCUCCUCUGCAUGGACACCCAACUGUCAGUCCCACUUCUUUUCUGGGUGUUUCGGCUUUUCAGUUCUUGCAACCGCCAACACGAUCAGCUGCUGUUUCUUUCUUACGGGGUACAGCUAUAGCUCAGAUCUUGUAUCAAAAAGGAACUUCUUUAUAUCUGCAAAACAGGUUGAACAACUCAAGGUCAAAGAAACUGAUCUCUGUUGCUCCCAGAUGUAGCCGUUCCUCAAACUCCAAUGAAAGUAAAGAUCAAAGCAAGACACCUUUUGGAUACACAAGGAAGGAUGUUUUAUUGAUUGGUGUUGGAGUCACUGUUGCUGGGGUUGGCUUGAAAAGUGGAUUGGAGUUUGCCGGAGUUGAUCCUUUACAAGCAGGAAAUGUAGUACAGUUGGUAUUGGUUUUGGGCCUCACAGUUGGAUGGAUUUCAACAUACAUCUUUAGAGUCUCAAACAAGGAAAUGACAUAUGCUCAACAAUUACGUGACUAUGAAGACAAAGUCAUGCAGAAACGUCUAGAAGGUUUGACUGAAGCUGAGCUGGAAGCAUUGCUAGAACAAGUCGAAGAAGAGAAGAGGAGCCAAGCAAGUGGAGAGCAGGUUAACUGAAGCUCUUUAUAUUUUAUAUCCCAUUAAAUUUUGACAGGAAUCAAGGUAAGAGGCUCAUUGUAAAUGGUAACUUUUGGAGGAUGCUCUGAAGUUAGCCUCAUUUGUUGUUAACUUUUGGGCAAAAGGAAAAUGCUUGUGUAUGUUAUUUACGGAAACCCAGAAUCAAUCACUGGACAACGCCAAAUAGUUUCAGGUCAACAAGGAUUCAUUUUUAUGGCGAAA
Messenger RNA from Theobroma cacao (cacao), 918 nucleotides. RefSeq lists its product as uncharacterized. The record is from RefSeq and is a predicted model, not a curated record. NCBI's taxonomy places the organism in Eukaryota, Viridiplantae, Streptophyta, Magnoliopsida, Malvales, Malvaceae.